UGUGAGCAUUAUAGUCUUCAUCCUUUGCUGCAGACAUUCUGUAGAGAGGAGCAAGAUCGUAUGGGAUGUGCUGAAGAAGGAACGCAAGCCAGACGAGCUUUCACCCUUCACUACUUGAAGAAGCUUGAAAACAUCUGUAGAAAGUUUGUCAGCAAAGACUUCCAACUUGCCUUAAAGGAUUUUGAACAUGACGGAAUGAAUAUCCAACAAGCUCUGGAGAAUUCAAUCAAGUUCCAAUGCAAAGACAUCGAAGAAAGUUGCAUUAAUGCAUGCAACAACAGUGUAAAUUUUCUAGGCAAAAUCAUGCCACCAAGACAAUGCCUGGAGAUCUACCAUCGUCUGUAUGACAUGUCAAGUUCACAAAAAAACACUAGACAAAUGGCAGAGUGUUUGGCCUCUCUUGGGUUUGUGCAUUUAUGUGACGGAAAUCAUCGAACAUUCUCCAAAGAGGCAAUGGAGUCUUUUGAAGAAGCGUACAAACUUUUUAAGAUUGUGAGCAAGAGUAAGAGAAAGAGCGAGGCAUUUGCACAUUGCCUGAGUAAAUUAGGACUGUGCUACAUAGCCAAGGGCAUUGAGGAGAAUGAACAAAAGAAGGGUCAGCAAAAGAAGGAUCCACCAAAGAGAGAUCGACCAAAGGGGUUCCAACAAAUGGGCGAUCGACAAAAGGGGAAAAAGUUGAUGCAAGAUGCCAUCGACUUGCGUAAAGAACUUGGUGAUCAAGUGUAUCUGGCAGCCAGCCACUGCGACAGAGCUAUUGCUGCUCGUUUGAUUGGAGAGCAUUCCCAGGCCAUCACAAUUCUCAAAGAGGAAUGCUAUCCUAUAUACAAAGACAACUUAGGGGACCACCCCUGGGUAGCUACUGUCCUUAACUAUAUCUCCGAUUCUUACAAAGUCCUUGGAAAACUUGAAGAUGCAAAGGAGAACACCAAGAAAUCACUGGAUAUACGCAAGAGAACGCUUGGUGAUCAUCAAGACACUGCAAGAUCCUAUGUUCAUCUUGCUGAACUUCUUCGAUUACAAGGUCAAGACUAUCUUUCUGGUGCUUUGGAAAACUAUCAAAAAGCUCUCUCAAUACAAGAAAAAGUGCUGGGAGUUGACAAAGAGACUGCUGCAUCUUGCAAAGCCAUUGCAGAAAUUUUGGAAGAAUUUGAGCCAGAGAAUGUGCCUGAGAUGAAGAAACGAGCAGACUCCUUCACGGAGGCUAUCAAAAAGCGAGCAACUGUGCAAAGACAAAUUUCUCACCAACAAAAUGAGACAGCCAACUCACACUUACAGAAAGAAAAGUUAAAGUGGAAAUUGGAGAUCAUAGUAGUUGUGUUCACAAUUUUAGUCAGUUUGCUUCUUUGUCUUAGAUGUAGUUUUUAAAUUAAUGGAAAUUUUGAUAGGCCAGACAUAGUCUAUUAACUAUGGGCCAGACAAUUCACUUUGACCAUACUCAAUUAAUGCAUUGAUGCAAUAACAUAAUCAAAAUUCAUGUUUUUUAGAAUAGCAAUGGGAACAAAAGAAUAUAAAUAAUUUUAAUUAUAGAAUUACCAUCAGUCGAAAACACACCAGGACAGUUUUCUUAUCAAUUCGAUUUUUAUCAUCCUUUCUAUGUAUAUCUAUUGCUCGUUUUCAACCAUUCCCAGGAGAUUCAAAAGAUAAAAGACCGGCGGCCAGGUUGGAGGAAUGAACAAUAGAUACUAAUGAGAAAUCCUUUGUUGAAGUUCAUCCAAGAUGGCCGCUGUGACGUAUAGUGAAAACGAAGAAUAUAUUUAAAAUAUUUUCGAUUCACUACUUUAUCUGCAUUUUAAUUUAGCCAAAGCACAAGUUGUAUGCACUGUCAAAGAAAAUAAAAACAACUUAAAGAUUCUA
Exaiptasia diaphana is the source of this 1854-nucleotide messenger RNA. RefSeq names its product nephrocystin-3. Lineage: Eukaryota; Metazoa; Cnidaria; Anthozoa; Actiniaria; Aiptasiidae. The annotation marks the transcript as partial. Gene Ontology annotation, molecular function: protein binding. The transcript has 2 exons. The record is from RefSeq and is a predicted model, not a curated record.